AUGCCCAGCCGAUCGUCGUCCAGCAUGAUGGAGCCGUCGCUGCUGCAGUGCCACCACGAUCUGCAGCUGCAGGGCCCGCGCCCGGCACCGCUCAAGGUCAGCACCAGCACGACGGGCACGGAAACGGUCGUCAAGAAGCGGCGGCUGCACCACCAUCAGGCGCCUCCGCGGCAGCCGGUGAUCAUCUACGUGGAGUCGCCGAGAGUCGUGCACGCGCACCCGGCCGAGUUCAAGUCCGUCGUGCAGCGCCUCACCGGCGCACCGGCGCCGGCACCACCAUCGCCGCCGACGAUGGUGUACUCAGCGUCCGCUCCGCCACCGCUGCAGCUGCAGUUCCCGUUCCAGUUUCCGUUGGUGGGAGCAGGCAGCGCCGGCGCCCUGCUGCCGCUGACGAGUAGCAUCGUAUCGGCGACGGUUGCUGAUGCUAGUGGCUCAUCAUCAUCAGUCCUGGAAAAUCUCUCUAGCCAUCCAUUUCUACUGCCGCUGCCGUCGUCGUCGUCGUCGUCCUCUCUUGCUGCUGCGUGUUAUCAUCAACACCACGCCGGCGGUGAUCUCUUCAUCGCCCACCACCAGUAA
Molecule: messenger RNA, 576 nt
Organism: Miscanthus lutarioriparius
Lineage: Eukaryota; Viridiplantae; Streptophyta; Magnoliopsida; Poales; Poaceae
Source: the annotation of a GenBank genome assembly